CAGUUCUUUAAUACAAGUUUCGAUUAAAGAAUGUCUGGAAGAUUACUUAUUCAAAGCGAUUGGAAUCAAUCAAUACGGGAAAUUGGAGAGAAUACAUGGGUUUCUUAUAAAUCCGAUGGUAAUUUAUCUAUCCAGGGAAAAAUUAAAAGUGAAGGUCUUAACGCCCAAGGAGACCCUAGAGUAACUGCCUCUACCGGCUUCGAGGUACUUCAACUAUCAAAACGUUCUAUUGUGGUGCAAUACACAUCAAGCGAAGGUAUAGUUUCUAGACAAUUCUACGCCGCAAGUCAGACGUUCUCAAUACAUAAAAAAGCAGUUAAAAGUAUUGAUACUUCUGAAGGAGGUCUAGGAGUCUCCACAGAUGAUGAUGAGCGGUUGAUUGUAUGGACAACAGAGAGUGGUGAUAUUCGAAGAUCACUGAAUGAGCAAGAUGGCCAUUUUGGAGAUAUAAAUAAUUGUAAAUUCUUUCCCUCUGGCCUUGUCUUACUGACUGCUGGAGCCGACACUCGUCUUAAAAUUUGGUCAAUUGAAGAUGGUAGAUGUGGUGCCACGCUGACAGGACAUAAAGCCGGUGUUCUUGACACGGCCAUAGUAGAGAGAGGGAAAAACAUAGUUUCCUCUUCUAGAGAUGGGACAGUUAAACUUUGGCACGUAGGCACACAGACUAUAUUACACUCUUUUCAACCAGAAGGAGGAUGUGUAAACUCCUGCACUGUUUGCGGUCCCAAGAGUGAAAGUAUAUCGGAAGAUAAUAAAGAAUUUGGGACAGAUGGCAAACUACUGUUUGUAGGUGGAGAAAAUGGGAGAAUUGUAGGAUAUGAUAUGGCUCAAAGAGAGAAAAUAUUCGAUAUAAUGCACAACUCUGCAUCAAAUUGCAUUUCAACUUUCAAUGAAAAUUUGCUUUGCAGUGGCUUUCAGGAUGGAAGUAUUGUAUUCUACGAUCUGCGAAAUUUGAAUAGCCCUCUACGAAAAAUAUACAGUGGAAGAGGUUCUAUUUUAGCAUCUAAACUCCAUUCUAAAAAUAUGUUCUUUUCUAAUUCGGACGGCAGUGUAUUUGGUAUUAAUGAACAAUUCGAAAACGUUGCCGAGUUAACAGGAUCCGAAUGUGAUCCUAUUUAUAGUUUGUCGUCUGACGGAACGUAUUUAUACUCGUCUUGUCGAGAUGGAACAAUAAGAAAGUAUCAAAUAUAA
Dimorphilus gyrociliatus is the source of this 1191-nucleotide messenger RNA. The record is from the annotation of a GenBank genome assembly. NCBI's taxonomy places the organism in Eukaryota, Metazoa, Annelida, Polychaeta, Dinophilidae.